AACUAAAUAUCUUUAAACCCUCAAGACCUUAUUGCCGCACCCGGCUAGGUUUGUGAUUAUUUUGAACUCCGUACUGAAUGAGGCACCUAGUCGGAAUUUGAAUCUCCUCUGCACGGGGCUCUGGUCACAUCAGUAACUCCCCUCCCCAGGAGUUUGAUCUAGGUUCGCCCUUACUCGGUUUCUGGUGGCACCUCGGGCUCCACAGAGUACGCAUGUCGGAGGAGGGCAGCUCCGAGUGCCCGGUGUGUUACGAGAAGGUUUCGCGCCAGAACCAGUCCCUCCGGACGCUGAGCUGCAACCACGUCUUCUGCCACGACUGCCUGGUCAAGACGGUCAUCAACCAGGAGAGGCAGCCCAAGAAGGUGGUCUGCCCCGUCUGCCGGCACGUCACCUUCCUCAGCAAGAAGAGCGCGCGCUGGACCGCCGCGGCGAAAGACGCCAAGCAGACCCUGGAGAUCCCCCUGGCGCCCACCGCCACCCGGGACCUCCGGCCGCUAGGGGCGCAGCUGGGGGCGCCGCCGCCUCCUCCUCCGCCGUCGCGCUCGCUACUCCGCCGCUGGGUGGGCAGUUGCCGCCGGACUUUGGCCGCCGCCCGGCACCCGGCGGCCGUGGGUACCAGUCAGGUUUUUGUGAUCAGCGGCCGGGGGAGGCCCAUGAGCGAGGAGGAGCUGAGGGUCCCCGCUGACGGACUGGUGUUGGAGCACAGGCGCUGCAGGUUGCGCUGGGUGCUGCUGCUGCUCUGUUUGAUCAUCAUCGGCGCAGUGGUGGCUGCUAUCCUGCCCUGGGUCAUCUCCUUCAAAUGACAGCACUGUUGGGCAGUGAAGCCCAGUCUGAACACAGCAGACUCCUGGGGGUGACAAGUACUUUAGUACUUUAUAUAUAUAUACGUGGCGGAGAAAAGAAAGGGACUUUAUUUGGAGCUGUGCUCACUUGCUGCAUUUUUUUGUUUAACUUACCAGGAAUGUACUUUGGCAACUCCUGAGAGGGACCAGCCGAAUGGAGAAAAUACCAAUUGCACUUGUACAGAAAUUCUUUUUUGCAUUAAAAUCAUGAUCAGUUUGUCAAGACAAA
Rhincodon typus (whale shark) is the source of this 1071-nucleotide messenger RNA. RefSeq names its product RING finger protein 222. Bases 213 to 803 code for a protein of 196 amino acids. The transcript has 2 exons. The record is from RefSeq and is a predicted model, not a curated record. Lineage: Eukaryota; Metazoa; Chordata; Chondrichthyes; Orectolobiformes; Rhincodontidae.